GUUUACGUCGUGACGCACGCAACAAAACCCGGAAGUUGCUUAGUUUUUCUGUCAAAAUGAGCGAAAGUACAAGUGAACCACCGCCUAAACUGUUCGUGUGUGAGUUGUGUGGUUUAAGCAGCCCGUUCUCCUACUACGGACAGAAACCACCGAACACCAGGGCGAUUGUGCUGCUGGAGGAGUGUUUCGUGACUAAAGAUCCCUUCAGUCCGGAUAAAGAGAAGUUUUUGAUUUUGGGGUCAACGUGCAGCGUGUGCAGCAAGUGUGUGUGCGCAGGCGCAGACUGCAGUCUAUUCUACACCAAGAGGUUCUGCGUGCAGUGUGUGAACAAGCACUUGGACCAGUUCCCCCAUCAGAUCCGCGCCGAGCUGGCCAAGAAGAGGCAGAACUCCGCGGCCGCAGUGUCGUGACGCUGGGGCGAAAAAACCCGAGUUCAAAUCCAGGACACCAUUGAGAGGCUCGCACUGAAUGGCCUUUGUCAUCGAAAAAGAGGAAAACGAGUCUGCAAAAAGCGAUGCCAGCGCACUUCCAUUUACACCAACAAGGACGGUGUUGUUAAAGACGCAGCUCGUUGUUGUUUUUUGCGCCGAAAUCAGCAGUUUUAUUUGUGUAAUUUUGUGAUUUUUACGUCGCUUAAGACAUGUACUUUUUGGAGGAUCACUGAAGUAAACGCUGACAUCAAGUUACACACAAGUUACACACAAGUCCUCUGCUUACGUCUGUAUUAUUUGUGUUGUUUUUACAUAUUUUUAGCGACGUGUGCACAGUAACAAUAACAUAAACGUGCGAAUUCUUGUGUUUGCGUUAACUUGAGACACAUUGUUUCACUUGAACUUCAAUUUUCCUCAUUCCCCGCUCUGUUUUAUCAUCCUUUUCUAUCUUUUUCUAUCUUUCUCUUCAAGUAUCCAGCUCUGGGAUCACCAUGUACCGUACUGUACCCAUUUGUUGCAGUUUAAACACAUUAUGGAUUAGGAGAGAUGCGGGAGAUAAGAGUGAAAUAACAGAUGACCUCGCUGUGUUUAUCACGAGACGCCUGGCUCUGUUUUUACUGUUUUAGGGGUUAAUUAAAACUGCAUGGUCCUGAAGGCAGUCCCAGUGGGGUUUUUUUUUUUAGUGUUUUGUUUUUUUACUGCCAGGGCUGUAGAGGAAUGCGCAGUGACACUGGCCCCAGAACAUCUUGAACUCCUAAACUCAAGUAGCGGCUGAUGUCCUGCCAAUUACCACCAGAUCUGUCCCUGUUGAAUAAGCUGAGACACGGACCACUCAAGAGAAAUGUGUCUGCAGCUCAAGGUCUCCAUAAACAGCUCGCUUCCUAUCUUGUUUACACGUUAUUGGAGGCAGUAAAGCGCGCAGAGCUCCAGCCCCUUGGCACAGGCAGUGACAGUCUGACAGCGAUAGGCCGCGUGCCAACCAUGACGCAAGGCUCCGCGCGCAGCGACGUCACCCCCCACACAGCAGCAGAAGACACAGACAGACACAUUUGAGGCGCGUUUACUCACUGUCCCUGCGUGACCUUGACUCUCACCCGAAUAAGCCUGCACUGAUUCAAUCACGUGCGCCAAAUCUGAUCAAGCUCCGUGCGUAAAACCAGUCCGCGCUUCUCCUCCUUCUCCUCCUCCUCCUCCUCCUCCUGCUGCUGCUGCUGUGGUUGAAUGAAACGAUAAAGUGACCUCCCCGCAGCGCUGUGUCCAUAAGCAACAGACCCUUUCAUUAGUUCCAUAUCAGCUCUUACACUUGGGACAUAAGAGCCGGAGGAAAAACUGCGUAAACGCGUAAAGUUAAAGCGUUUACGCGGGUGCAGUUUUGGCACGCGCUGUCCCUGAUGAG
Periophthalmus magnuspinnatus is the source of this 1827-nucleotide messenger RNA. RefSeq names its product cysteine rich DPF motif domain containing 1 (gene cdpf1). Bases 57 to 410 code for a protein of 117 amino acids. NCBI's taxonomy places the organism in Eukaryota, Metazoa, Chordata, Actinopteri, Gobiiformes, Gobiidae. The transcript is spliced from 3 exons. The record is from RefSeq and is a predicted model, not a curated record.